AUGUCCUCUCCAUCACAUCCGACAGCAUAUUCCCACUCGUCUAUUUAUCGAAUGCCCGUCGGCCAAGACGCCUUGCGCAAGGGCUUUCAAGAGCGGACGUCUUCCCAUCCCCAAACAGGCUGCCCACCAUCCCCACCUGUCGCAACCAUUAACAUGAUUCACAGCGGUAAUGGACUAGGACUGUUCAAAACGCCGCCACCAAUAAAUCACGUUCUUCCGGCCCACAUAGACCCAUUGCCAGAUACUGUCGACCCUAGACAGCUCUACUCUACUCUCCCGACCAUCAUGGUACUCGGAACCUCAGACACCGAUAGUUCAUUCCACGACGACUCGAGCAGCAUAUUCUCAUCCAGCCUCGGCUCUACGUCACACUCAUCUUCACCGGCCUCAGAAUCCAAACCUUUGCUCUCAUAUUCUAAAGCGCACUCUCCAUCACCCUCAAACAUCCAUCCUACCGCGUCCACACCCGGCCCUCGUCGACGGCCUGAUCUCGCUCGCUCUCAUCGACUUCAACCUCCGAGCAAAAUUACACCACCCUGCGCAGGUUUGACUGCUACCCUGCUACGGCCACCUCGCCAGACGGGAAAGAAAUCCAAGCGCGACGAAGACGAUGAUGGCGACGAUAUAGAUGGUCAGGUCGCCGCCGACACUACGCAUGUGCGGGCUUCCGGUCAUCAUGCCAAUCGUUCAUGCGGUUCUGCACGUCAUUCGACCGCUGGUCCCAACGCCAAUCCCCAAUAUCUCCCCUCUUCUCCGUCAUGCUCCGCGACCCCAUCCACGGCAAAGUCACCGUCAAAGCGCCCCACCAAGAGAGUUCGCCAGAGCCCUACUGAGGUUGACCCCGUCUAUUGCCCUCAGUGUAAUAAAGAAUUCAAGCAUACGAGGGACCGGGACCGUCACCUUCGCGAGAGUUGCUUGAUGAACGCUCCAAGGGUGACUCAGGCGUACGAGUGUACCACCUGUAACAUGUCACUCAGUCGACAAGAUGCCCUAUUGAGGCACCGCAGGAGCAAGUCGUGCAAGAAAGCACAGCGCCUAAGCAAGGGUCGUGGAUAG
Molecule: messenger RNA, 1056 nt
Organism: Stereum hirsutum FP-91666 SS1
Lineage: Eukaryota; Fungi; Basidiomycota; Agaricomycetes; Russulales; Stereaceae
Exons: 2
Coding region: 1-1056 (351 amino acids)
Source: RefSeq, a predicted model, not a curated record